AAAGAAGAGCUGCCCCAUUGUCGCCUCUCGGUAGCCGCGGUGGGCGCCUGUGGGCAGGGGGCUCUCGGGUGUCAGCGGCGCAGGGGCAGUGAGCGUGGAGCGUGCGCAGCGGAGCGGGUUAGAGAUUGCCUUGCCACCGCCGCGGCGUUAGGAGGAGGGAUCUGCGCUUGUGCAGAAGCCUGCUCGUUGCUUUACUUUUGCAGCCCGGGGCAGGGACAUUAUGCCGAAGAGAAAGUCUCCAGAGGGUGCUGAGGGCAAGGAUGCAGCAAAAAUAACUAAACAAGAGCCCACAAGACGAUCGGCAAGAUUGUCAGCUAAACCUGCUCCACCAAAACCUGAACCCAAACCAAGGAAAACCACAAAGAAGGAACCUGGAACAAAGGCUAACAAAGGUGCUAAGGGGAAGAAGGAUGAAAAGCAAGAAGCUGCAAAGGAAGGUACUACACCAUCUGAAAAUGGUGAAAAUAAAGCUGAAGAGAUUCGCAUCUCUCGCUCAACUGUUAGUGUUUCAACAUCCAGAGGUGCCCCACCCAGCACACUGUCAGUAAAAGGGCAGAUUGAAACAGUGAAAGUUAAGGGUACGGUAGAGCAUUCUGCAUGUGUGCAGUGAAUAGAAACAGAUAGUAGUGUGGUGCUUUUCAUUAUGAACAAUGGAAGCUGGCAGGUAAGGCUUCUAUGGCUUUUGAAAAGCAGGGAUCAAUAAAUGAAGACAAGUGUGUGUGUACCUGUUGUGUCUGUAAACAUAAUACUAAAAUAGUUUGAAAUUGAGCCAUUGCAAAUAAUGCAUCAAAGGAGAAGGUGCUAGUGUGGGGGCUUUUUUUAUGUGUGGAGCAGUAACUUUUUAUAGUAAUUGUUGUUUUUUUGUUUUUUUCCCCUUCCCCUUCGCAGGCACAGAGAACUGAAUCUGUAGGUGACAAGAGCGAAUGAAUUGUCAUGAAAAUUUUGGGUUGAUUUUAUGUACCUCUUGGACAACUUUUAAAAGAUAUUUUUAUCAAGUAUUUUGUAAAUGCUAAUUUUUUUAGGACGAUGAUAGUUGACAUAUUAAACUGUAUAGGAACAUAUCCCUUCUCAUAACCAUGCUCUUAGAAAUUCCCACUGCUGCCAAGUAAUAUAAAUAUCAACUUAGCAUUGGAAGGUGUGUGUCAAAUUGGAUCAGCAUUCCAUACACUUGCUUUAAGAAAUUAAGUCUUGUGCAUAUGGUGAUGGUUUUUACUGUGUGUAUUUGAAUUUUUCAUGCAGUUUUUCUAGAGCAAUAAUCAGUGGUGCUUUUGUACUUAGGGUUUAUGUGAUUUUAAUGAAACAUGGAUAGAUGUGGCCACCUGCUGACUAUUUUGGGUUCUAUUAAUGGAUUAAAAUAAAAGGUCUCCUUGCCUGCAAAUCUACAGCCUCCUAAUGUUUUCUCUAAAUUUGAGGAAUGCCUGACUCAUUUUUUAACUAUUGUGUGGAAGACUAAAUGGUUUAGCAGCUAUUGUGUUCUGCAUGCACUACGUUUGAUGCUUUUUGCUGGUCUCUAAUAAACAUAUUUAAAUGUCCACAUAUGAGUAACAGGUCAAGAUUUUCAAUGGUCCACAUAUUAAUGGACUUCUCAAUAUGAACCAGUGUAUUCGUAUUUACUAUCACAGCUGAAUAGGCUUUGUAUUACUGUACCAGUAUAACAUACAGUGAGAUACCAAAACAGAAUGAAUUGCUUGAUUGAAGCAAAUGUACAGUAACUGAAAGGCAUGCAGGAGUAGCUUUGCUUCCUCUCUCCCUGCCCCCUCACCCCCAUCUAAUACAGGAGUUUUUAAUUUCAGCAGCUUAUUACAUGGGACUCUUGUUUCUAUCUACAGCCCCAAAUUUAACAUAAAAUAGUAAUUGCUGUUCUGCUUCAGCAGACAACAGUUGUAAAUGUAGUGCAAUUGCUGUUAAACAGCACUAUACUUGGUAUGUGGUGGAGAUGGAACAAUUAAAGUAUUUUUGAGGGGCUUGUGGUGGUGGUAAAUUAGCUAAUGAUCUUUAGUACCUAUACAUUACACCUCUCCAGCUCAUUAUAAGCGCCUUUGAUAGUUUUCUCUUUAUCCUCUUCUGGAACUCUAGUAUUUCUAUUAUUGUUUGUGGGGGGUUGGAAGGUGAGAAAGAAAUGUUCCCUGUUCAGUAACAUUUAUUUGUAUUGCUGAAGUGGUGGCCAUUAUAUCUGGGGAUACUUUUGUUUGUUUCAGUCAAUAAAUAAAUGACUGUAUUGCUUGA
Chelonia mydas (Green sea turtle) is the source of this 2226-nucleotide messenger RNA. It is a transcript of the gene HMGN3, whose product is annotated as high mobility group nucleosomal binding domain 3. Gene Ontology annotation, cellular component: nucleus; chromatin. Gene Ontology annotation, biological process: chromatin organization. The transcript is spliced from 6 exons. Gene Ontology annotation, molecular function: nucleosomal DNA binding. NCBI's taxonomy places the organism in Eukaryota, Metazoa, Chordata, Testudines, Cheloniidae. The record is from RefSeq and is a predicted model, not a curated record. Bases 221 to 610 code for a protein of 129 amino acids.